AGCGUAGUGAUGAUUUUGAUAUUUUGGACUCCAAGACACUUCGUUAGCACGUUUUAGGCAAUAAUUUUCGCAUUUAGCUGAGCUUUCCGUUAAGUUUCUUAAUGAAGAAAAUUAAACGAAUUUUUCGCUACUACUUGUUUGCUUUUUUAGUGUUAUUCAUUCUUGUUUUAGGCAACUCAAAGAAGAUAACUUUCGACUCAUGUUGAGAGGAACAGUGAACCUCUAUAAACCUGACAAGCUGGCUUGAGUGCGCCGGAUAUGUAGAAAAUUUGUUUUGUUGCAUCAUGCAUGUUGCUGAAUGAAAUUGUUUAUGCCGGUGGUUGUACAAGACACUUUUCAACAUUUUAGGGAGUUCAGCACUGGAUGAGCCACAUAUUGUGCUGUUGUAAUUGUUUGAGAAGGGGGAAGACUUAAAAGAGAUUGGCAUCACUGGCAUUGGACACGUCUAGCACCUGCUUUUCGCCUUAAAAAUGCCGCUGCGGCUUGAUAUUAAGCGGAAGCUGACAGCGCGCUCGGACCGCGUCAAAUGCGUGGACAUUCACCCCUCAGAGCCAUGGAUGCUGGCUUCGCUCUACAACGGCAACGUCCAUGUCUGGAACCACGAGACGUCGCAGCUGAUCAAGUCGUUCGAGGUCUGCGACCUACCGGUACGCGUGUGCAAGUUCGUGCCGCGGAAAAACUGGAUCAUCACGGGCUCGGACGACAUGCAGGUGCGGGUGUUCAACUACAACACCCUGGAGCGGACGCACAUGUUUGACGCGCACUCGGACUACAUCCGCUGCAUCGCCGUCCACCCGACGCAGCCCUUCAUACUGACCAGCAGCGACGACAUGAUGAUCAAGCUGUGGAACUGGGACAAGCUGUGGGCGUGCCAGCAGGUGUUUGAGGGCCACACCCACUACGUGAUGCAGAUCGUCAUCAACCCCAAGGACAACAACACGUUCGCCAGUGCCUCGCUCGACAGGACCAUCAAGGUGUGGCAGCUGGGCUCGGCCACGCCCAACUUCACCCUGGAGGGCCACGACAAGGGCGUCAACUGCGUCGACUACUAUCACGGCGGCGACAAGCCCUACCUCAUCUCGGGUGCCGACGAUCGGCUGGCCAAGAUCUGGGACUACCAGAACAAGACGUGCGUGCAGACGCUCGAGGGACACGCCCAGAACGUGUCGGCAGUGUGCUUCCACCCGGAGCUCCCUAUAAUCAUGACUGGCUCGGAGGAUGGCACCGUCCGCAUCUGGCACGCCAACACCUACCGGCUCGAGUCGACACUCAACUACGGCCUGGAGCGCGUGUGGACCAUCAACGCUACGCGAGCCACCAACAACGUGGCCAUCGGAUACGACGAGGGCAGCAUCAUGAUCAAGGUCGGCCGUGAGGAGCCAGCCAUGUCGAUGGACUCGAGCGGCAAGAUCAUCUGGGCCAAACACUCGGAGAUCCAGCAGGCCAACCUGAAGGCGAUCGGUGACAGCGAGCUGCCGGACGGCGAGCGGCUGCCGCUGGCCGUCAAAGACAUGGGCAGCUGCGAGAUCUACCCGCAGACCAUCGCGCACAACCCCAACGGAAGGUUCGUGGUGGUCUGCGGCGACGGCGAGUACAUCAUCUACACGGCCAUGGCACUGCGCAACAAGGCGUUCGGCUCGGCGCAGGAGUUUGUCUGGGCGCUCGACUCGUCCGAGUACGCCGUCCGAGAAAACUCCACCACCAUCAAACUGUUCAAAAACUUCAAGGAGAAGAAGGCCUUCAAACCGGACUUUGGCUGUGAUGGUAUUUUCGGCGGCCAGCUGCUGGGAGUGCGUUCCGUCUCCGGCCUGGCCUUCUACGACUGGGAGAGUCUGGAGCUGGUCCGGCGUAUCGAGAUCACUCCCAAGCACGUCUACUGGUCCGAGGGCGGCACCCUGGUGUGUAUUGCCACCGAGGAGAGCUACUUCAUCCUCAAGUACUCACCCGAGGAGGUGGCCAAGGCGCAGGAGACCAAGGAAGGUGUCACCGAGGACGGCAUUGAAGACGCCUUCGACGUGCUGGGUGAGGUCCAGGAGACGGUGAAGACGGGGAUCUGGGUUGGCGACUGCUUCAUCUACACCAACGGCGUCAACCGGCUCAACUACUACGUCGGCGGAGAGAUCGUCACCGUCGCACACUUGGACAGGACGAUGUACCUGCUCGGCUACCUGCCCAAGGACAACGCGCUCUACCUGGGCGACAAAGAGCUGAACGUGGUGGCCUUCUCGCUACUGCUCUCGGUGCUCGAGUACCAGACAGCCGUGAUGCGCCAGGACUUCGCCACGGCCGACCGCGUGCUACCCACCAUCCCCAAGGAGCAGCGCGCGCGCGUGGCGCACUUCCUCGAGAAGCAGGGCUUCAAGCAGCAGGCGCUGGCUGUCUCCACGGAUCCGGAGCAUCGGUUUGAGCUGGCGCUCCAGCUGGGAGAGCUGAAGGUGGCCUACGAGCUGGCGCUCGAGCAGCAGAGCGAGGCCAAGUGGAAGCAGCUGGCCGAUCUGGCCACCAGCAAGGGCCAGCUUGGUCUGGCGCAGGAGUGUCUGCACAAGGCCAAUGACUACGGCGGCCUGCUGCUGCUGGCCACCGCCGCAGGUAACGCGCCGAUGGUGGCUAAGCUGGGCGAGUCGGCGGCCACCGGCGGCAAAAACAACGUGGCCUUCCUGUCCUACUUCAUCACCGGCCACCUGGAGCAGUGCCUGGACGUGCUGAUCCAGAGCAAGCGGCUGCCAGAGGCCGCCUUCUUCGCCAGGACCUACCUGCCCUCUGAGGUAUCGCGCGUGGUCGCCCUCUGGAAGGAGUCGCUCAGCCAGACCAGCGAGAAGGCGGCCCGGUCUCUGGCCGACCCGGCUGAGUAUGACAACCUGUUCCCGGAGCGGCCGGCCACGCUGCGGGCGGAGCAGUUCGCGGCGCAGCAGCGCGCCCGGCCCGUGCCGGCGCAGGCGGCUGCGUCACUGCCGCCCAACUGGGAACGGGACCUGCUGGCGGAGACGGCGGCGGCCACAGAGGCUGGCAAGUUCACCUACCGGCCACCAGAGGCGCCACAGGAGAACGGCGACAUCUCAGACCCCGACUCCGCUGCGGCGGCGGCGGCUCCGGCAGCCUCCUCGUCAGCGCGGCCCCUGGUGACGGACACCAGUGAACCCCCGGCAGCCCGAGUACCCGCCGAGCCGCCCGCCCCCGCUCCCGCUACCGCCCCCGCUGCAGCCGCCCCCGCCCCCGCCCCAGCACCGGCCGCCUCUGCCCCGGCUCCGCCUGGGGCGGCCGGCAAGGCGGCUCCCUCUAAAAUGGAGCGGGAUCUGGACUUGGACCUGGAUCUAGACGACAUGAACCUAGGAGAUGACGACGAUAUCGACGUAGGGGACAUCAACCUGGAUGACGAGGACUUGUUGGAGGACUGAGCGAGGUAGAGCGGAGGGGUGGAGAGAGGGGAUAGAGCGGUGCGGCCGCCGACCAUUCCAGCGGAGACCGGGAACAGUGGCCUGGAGCGCCGCGGCGCCCAGCCUGGCCCGUGGCGGACACGGACACAGAGCGAGCGGGGCGUGUGAUCGGUUGUUACGACCUCUGCUGUGCCGAGGUAGAGGUGACAGCGGCGUGAGCGGGCAGAGUGGCCGGGCCGGUGCCAUACUGAGCUGACCCGGCCCUGGUGGUGGCUGAUUGGCCGGCGCGGUGACCUUGACACGGCCUUGACCGGACGCCCCGCAGGCACGUUGACAGUGCCGCCGCGCCGCCGCGCGCCGCUGCAGAUUUCUCCUUAUUUUAUCGGGGUCGUUUUCUGCCUGAGAGUGUGUUGUCUGCGCCGUGCUGUGGCAGCCGUCGAAUAAAUUCCCUAUUUAAUUGUACUUAGUCAUGUUUUAUACAUGUGGGCUGCUGCAUAUCUGGUGGCGUCAGUGAUUGGCCGGCUUGCCUAUAUAUUAUAUAAGGAAGUCUGUUGAGAAAUUGCGCCAGCACGGCCUGCCUACGGUAGACACACGAUCCUACGAACACGUCUGAAUUAUAUGUGGACCGCUCAUGUCUCUGUAAAUACAUGGCUAAGAGGUUGGAUUUGUUCCAUUCGCGAAAGCGCUGUUCGAAACCAGUGAGACCGGUUGGUUUAUACAAUAUAUAUUAUGCGAGGUUUGGAA
Molecule: messenger RNA, 4118 nt
Organism: Amphibalanus amphitrite
Lineage: Eukaryota; Metazoa; Arthropoda; Thecostraca; Balanomorpha; Balanidae
Gene: beta'COP
Product: coatomer subunit beta'-like
Exons: 17
Coding region: 471-3395 (974 amino acids)
Biological process (GO): endoplasmic reticulum to Golgi vesicle-mediated transport; intracellular protein transport; intra-Golgi vesicle-mediated transport
Cellular component (GO): COPI vesicle coat
Molecular function (GO): protein binding; structural molecule activity
Source: RefSeq, a predicted model, not a curated record